AACGCGGGCGGGAUCCACGUAGGGCUGCUCCCACGGGGGUCUCCGCAAGAUCGCGCGCAGGCGUGGGGACCGCGGCCGGGUGGGUCCCCACGCACUCUGCCCCGACCGACCCGCGCCCCCCUGCGCGUCACCGCCAGCCCUGCCUCCGCGCGCCUCCUCCUGCUCCACCUCCCCGGCGCGGCGCGGUCCGGCUGGGGGCCGGAGGAGCUUGGGCGGGAGGAGCACUCCGUAGGCCCGGGAGCUCGGCGGGCCCUCGGCGCGGGGGAGCCACGGCGCUGCGCUGCGAGCGUGGCUCGGAGAAGAGGGCGUGGAGGUCAUUCCUGGUGCUCUUAGAAGAGUCUCUACCAUGGAAUCCAUCUCUAUGAUGGGAAGCCCUAAGAGCCUGGAGACGUUUUUGCCUAAUGGCAUAAAUGGUAUCAAAGAUGCAAGGCAGGUCACCGUGGGGGUGAUAGGAAGUGGGGAUUUUGCCAAGUCUCUGACCAUUCGGCUUAUUAGAUGUGGCUACCACGUGGUCAUAGGAAGCAGAAAUCCCAAGUUUGCAUCAGAAUUUUUUCCUCACGUGGUAGACGUCACCCACCAUGAAGAUGCUUUAACAAAAACAAAUAUAAUAUUCGUGGCUAUCCAUAGAGAACAUUACACCUCCUUGUGGGACCUGAGACAUCUGCUUGUGGGCAAAAUCCUCAUUGAUGUGAGCAACAACAUGAGAGUAAACCAGUACCCAGAAUCCAAUGCAGAGUACCUGGCUUCGUUAUUCCCGGAUUCCUUGAUUGUCAAAGGGUUUAAUGUGAUCUCAGCUUGGGCACUUCAGCUAGGUCCCAAGGAUGCCAGCCGCCAGGUUUAUAUAUGCAGCAACAAUAUCCAAGCUCGACAACAGGUUAUUGAGCUCGCCCGUCAGCUGAAUUUUAUUCCCGUUGACUUGGGAUCUUUGUCGUCAGCCAAGGAGAUUGAAAACUUGCCUCUGCGACUGUUUACUCUCUGGAGGGGGCCAGUGGUAGUAGCCAUAAGCUUGGCCACAUUUUUCUUUCUUUAUUCCUUUGUCAGAGAUGUGAUACAUCCAUAUGCCAGAAACCAGCAGAGUGACUUUUACAAGAUUCCCAUUGAGAUUGUGAACAAAACCUUGCCGAUCGUCGCCAUCACCCUGCUGUCUCUGGUGUACCUGGCUGGCCUCCUGGCAGCUGCGUAUCAGCUUUAUUCUGGCACUAAGUACCGCCGAUUUCCCGCGUGGCUGGAUACCUGGCUGCAGUGCAGGAAACAGUUGGGAUUGCUGAGCUUCUUCUUUGCAGUUGUCCACGUUGCCUACAGCCUCUGCUUACCAAUGAGGAGGUCGGAAAGAUACCUGUUCCUCAACAUGGCUUAUCAGCAGGUUCAUGCCAAUAUUGAGAAUGCUUGGAACGAGGAGGAGGUUUGGAGGAUCGAGAUGUACAUCUCCUUUGGCAUCAUGAGCCUGGGCUUACUGUCCCUGCUGGCGGUCACUUCCAUCCCGUCAGUGAGCAACGCCUUGAACUGGAGAGAGUUCAGUUUCAUCCAGUGGCCCAGAGCUGCCCCGUCCUCCUAGGGAGGAGUUGCUAGGGUGCUGCCAUCACCGGUGUCACACUGCUUCAUGUGGAAGGGUCCCAUUCACACAGCAGAGCAGGAGAAAUGGACUCUGCGUGGAUCUGCAUGAAGAUGCUUGAGUGUGUAUCCUGACAAGGUUACCAGAAGAGGAUUCUCAGUGAAAACUGAGUUACAGGCAAACAAUAAAUAGCCUUUUGCCAUAUGUAUUUUAAGAAUGGGACACGUAUCACGUGGCCUUUUUAUUUUUCUAAUAUGGCAUCCCGAAAGAAGGGUAAACCCUGACUGAGGAGACACGACAUAAAAUUGCACUAGGAAAUCUACCCUCCAUUUGUUUCCUCUAGAUGGAAUGUUCCAAAAUGCAAUUCAGCAGACCUUCAUGGCAAUAUCCUAUAAAUCUUACCAAUUAACUUUACCUGUUCAAAGCCAGGUUUAGCAACAUCUACGUAUUUCCUUUCCCCUUCCCAGGAAUAACAGUCACAAAUAAAGUGAUGCCCACUGUGUGUUUAUGAAGGGCUCAAAAAACAGGCAGGCUCAAGUGGAGCUGUUGACUAGCAAAUGGAGUAUGAAAUAAAGUUAUCUUUGUGGUUGUAGGCAUCUGACCUCGCAAGCUCUAAAUCCAGAUUGCGUUGAGAGGCUUGAUGACAGAUUCAUACUGAACAAGUGAAAAGUAGUAGGUAUUAAAUUAGCGUCGCAAUUUACACACUGGAAAUUAUCAGUAUUCUACAGGUGAUAAUACCAAUCUUGCUUUAACUAAACAUAGUGUAUUAUUCAGUCUGUUCAUAAAAGUUCUUAUUUUAACUUAAAAGGUGGUGAAAUUUAUUAUGGGCUGAAUUGUGUCUUUCAACACAUGUAUGGUAAGUCCUAUCCCCCAACCACUUCAAAAAAAAAAAAAAGACUAUUGGCCUAAAGAGAUCAUAGGGGUGAGAUCAAAUGGGUGGGUCUUAAUCCAAUAUGACUGACAUCCUUUUAAGUAGAAAACAGACAUGGACAGAAAGAAAACCACAUGACGUAAAGGGAAGAAAAUAGCAAGCCAAGAAAAAAGUUCUAUACAAAGCCUUGGUCUUGAUUUUCCAGCCUUCAGGACUGUUAGAAAGUCUUUGUUUUUAAGCAUUUGUUACUGCAGAGUUCAAUAACAAAUGCAAGGACUAUGGAAUCCACAGAAGUGAGGUAAUUUAUACAACUUGACAUCAUUAGAAUAAGCAUAUCUAGUGAAUCCUACUGUACAAUAAAAAUCUGUAUCUAGGGUCCUUCAUUUUGCCCUCUACCAUGUACGCACAGUACAUAGUUGAUAGUUCUAAAUGUGCAGGAAUGUUUUCACUUCAUAGGGAUACUGCUGUGUCAAAAGCUAAUGUGUUGAUCUGGUGGAAGCAAGUCUUUUGUUGGUUUUUGCUUUUUUGUCUGGUGUUAUAAAUUUAUUUCCUCCAUGACUGCAUACUUCAUUUGUCCUCUACAUAUGAACAGUUCCCUGGCGUCACCUGCCAUCUGAAUUACUAUGGAUACAUUUAUGAUUUGCGUAUCUGACUUCAGGGGUAGCUGUCCUACUUGUCUUUUCUGUUCCGUUUGUCAUGUGUAAGUUCUCACGCGCAGUUCUGUCAGAGAUUAGUUUGUAGGCUGGCAACUCUAAGUCAAUGUGAAAAAGACUGUGUGAAGAGCACGAGUAAAUGAAAUUCCUGCAUUCUUCUGCUAGAAAUUUCCCCAAAAGCUAACCCACUAUAUUAAUAAUAUUUAAUAUAAUGCUAUAAAAGUUCUCUAAAACAAACUACUUUGUCUCAGCAGGUAAUAAUCUUUGUUUGAACAUUUAGGACAAGCAGCAUUGGUUUAGAGAGAAUUAAAUUCAUAUGUAACUUAAAUACUUACAAAAUGUUCUUAAUUCAUGAUAAUGAAUGAGUGCAGUUUUGCUAACUUGCUAGUGAGGCACGGUGAAAGACAAAAUGGGGAGAAUUAUAUUAGUAUUGAAUUUGUUUAUUUAAGUCUAUGUUUAACUCCGUUCAUUACUUCUAAGUGUACAAAUUGUAUUUAGGUUGGUACAUGAAAACUUUGUUUUACAUGUACAAGUGCUUCUAAGAAACACUAAUUCAUAUCUUCAUGAUGUUACAUUCUGCAGAAUGGCCAAUAUAUUGAAAUACUGAAACAUUCCUAUUCUCUAGGUAGACCUGAUUUCUCACCUUUCUCUACUAUCAAUUGAUCUUUUGUUGAGGUAAUUGGACAUCUCAGUAGGCAUUAAUCUUUUUAUCCAUCUAUGUUCACCUGCAUCAUCAUAAACAGGGAUCAAUGAAUAGUAAUUAAAAUUAGAUCCACACAUUUAAACAGUCGAAGCUCUUGAAAACGUAAACCUUGGUGCACUUCUAAGGAGAAAUGCAGUGAAACACAUCAUUGUCACCCAGUCCAUUUGCAAAUAGCGAAAGCCCCAGCCCGUUGUUCCCUUUUCUUUUGAGAUGGCUAACUUUGGUAAAACUGUUCCAAAAGAAUAAUAACGAAAACUACACAGCAUGAGCUUCUUAGCUUUUAUAUGCACACUUGUUACAAUGGGCAUUAUUUACACCAGGAGGUGCAGAGUUCUGCAUUCCUGACGAGCCCCUAAUGGCCACACAGUUAGGAAACCCAUGAAAACCACUUUGAGUAGCAAGGAUCUAGAAUGCUUAAUCUAGAUAAUUCACAAAAUUCUUUCAUUUUACCUUAAAUCAAAAUCUAAUCCUUGACAUUUUCAUGAACACUUAUUGAGUACCUACUAUGAUAUUGACUAGAAGGACCAAGAGUAUGGCCUUCAGACCAACUACAUCAGCAUCACAUGGGAACUUACUAUAAAGGCAAACUGAAACCAGACAAGGUAUUCACAAACAUGCCUACCUACAUCGCCAGCAUGUCACAGGCUGGGGACACACAGCCACACCUUCACUCAGCAAGUGAGCAAAUUAGUGGCUAUGUACAAAUUUUUAAUUGCCUUAGUCUCAGGAGCAUAGCAUGGUUGGGCUAUUUCGUCAAUAAAUUCCACUAACUAUACAGUGAGCACCAAAAAACAAAACAAAACAAAACAAAACAAAAAAAGGGAGCAUGCCACUCAGCGUGACAUCUAAAACAACAUAAGAAAUACAGGCUUCCUGGGAAAGAUCAGGCCAGACUGUUUCAUAGAGUGUAAGCCUUCUGAAGAUGGUAGCGUGAAGUUUGUACUCUGAAGAGAUCACAAGGUGACUGAGUAUGAAGUGCGUGAGAACUUCUGUCCCUCUUGCUUCUCAACCUACUAAUGAAUAAAAUAAAUGCUAUCGUAG
Molecule: messenger RNA, 4820 nt
Organism: Mus caroli (Ryukyu mouse)
Lineage: Eukaryota; Metazoa; Chordata; Mammalia; Rodentia; Muridae
Source: RefSeq, a predicted model, not a curated record